This is a messenger RNA of Phlebotomus argentipes, 1538 nucleotides long. RefSeq names its product calcyphosin-like protein. Gene Ontology annotation, molecular function: calcium ion binding. The record is from RefSeq and is a predicted model, not a curated record. Bases 351 to 998 code for a protein of 215 amino acids. The transcript has 3 exons. Lineage: Eukaryota; Metazoa; Arthropoda; Insecta; Diptera; Psychodidae.
UUGUACAAAGAAAGUGUGUGAAAUCCUCUUUAUUGUGAGAAUACUUUGAGUAAAUUUGCUCUGUGAUUUGCAAAACAAAUAUUUCCCAUAUAACAAAUUGUACAAGCGCCGCGAGUGUCUUCGCCUUGGCGUCUCGUUCCACCCGAUGCCACUCUUCCACUGCGCCGUGAUAUGCUUCUUUUCUAUGACUGGAGUUGCUCCACAUUACCGGAAACGGAGUGGUGCGCUUUAGUCGCUCAAAGACCGUCGAAUUGAUUAAAUCUGCUGCUCAUCGCGAACCGUAGCCAAAAAAAGCUCGAAGGAGUCUUUAUUGUUGUCUCGCUUUAGGAACUAAUAUUGCAAAAAGUGAGAUGGCCAAUCGUCCUGUCAGCGCGAUGUCACGGCACGAAUCGGAAAUGGUGAACAAGAGCCGGAGAGCUCUUGUGGAUGGCCGUGAAAAGGACUCUCUGGAGAAAUUGCGGCUCAUGUGUCUGGCGCGCGGCGCCACGGGAAUUCUGGGACUGGGCAGGACUUUCCGCCGGAUGGACGAUGAUGGCAACAAGGCGCUCAGUCGCGAGGAGUUCUUCAAAGGUCUUCAUGACACUGGUCUGGAUGUGAAUGACGAGGAAGGCGAUGAUUUGUUCCACAAAUUCGACACCGAUGGAAAUGGUUCGAUCAACAUGACAGAGUUUCUCGUGUCCUUAAGGCCACCAAUGUCAGAGGCGAGAACCAACAUAAUUGAGCAAGCAUUUAAAAAACUCGACAAAACCGGAGACGCAAUCAUCACGAUUGACGAUCUGAAGAAUGUCUACUCCGUGAAAUCCCAUCCGCGGUACAUCAGCGGCGAAGAGACAGAGGAGCAGAUCCUGAAGAAGUUUCUGGCCAACUUUGAAACUGGUGGAAUUGUGGAUGGAAAGGUGACGAGGGAAGAAUUCCUUAAUUACUACUCCUCAAUAUCGGCCUCAGUGGACAAUGAUGCGUACUUCGAUCUGAUGAUGAGGCAAGCCUAUAAGUUGUAAAGCAGCGAAAGAAGGGCAUAAAGCUUAACCAAAGGAAUUUUUGACCAAGUCUCUAUCACUAAACUGCCUUUGAAAUUUAAUGUUAUCUCUAAAUUAGUCAUCGUUCUUGCAAAAUCAAACUUAAAGCUAAUAAAAAGCCAUGAACCGAAUCAUAUUUCGAAUAAUUUUAUUUAUAUGACUUCCAUGAUUUCAUGAUUUAUAAAGAAGUGGGAACUUCUCAUCUACAGCCUUUUUGACGGAGUUGCUCUCCUCCUUUGACGCUAUUCUUUGGACUUCAAUCACUUGUUCAUUGCUCACCAGAGACUUGGAGAGAUAUGGGACGCUCAUGAGACAUUUUUUUUCUAUUGUUCGUUGCUUAAUUCUGCUUCAUUUGAAUACUUCAACUGGUUGAUUUUGACUGUGUCUCUUCUGAAGAAAGUGGGCCAAUAUAAAGGCUUGUCGAAUGUUCGAGCAGUCUGGAACCGCGCGCAACAUUCGAGGUGUUUCUGGAAUAUUCCUGAAUCACAUUCGAAAUGAUUCGUUGACUCUCGAAGAGACGAG